GCUUAUAUUUCCCAGUAAACAUGAACGCAGCAUUCGUUCCAACAACCGCUACGUCCCCUCCCCUCAUUCUCCGGCGUUGCACACGCCGUCCUCAGAACGAGCCAGACGCUUCACUCACUCAGCUCUCUUCUUGUCUGCUGGCCUGAGUGGGAGGUGGACGUGUGGAUUGAGCCGCUCGUGGUGGUCGUGGGGGGAAAAAAAAGAAGAAAAAAAAAAAACCACACACACACACGUUUACGUGCGGAACGUGCUGCUCGUCUGCCAUUCCCCUCUCGUGGAUGUGAGGGAAAGCCCCCCUAUCACAGGACAAAGCAUCCUUCAAUUCCACGCGUGUGUGCACCGUUUUUUUUCCCCGAGAGUGUGUUGCCUCCCAACUGAGACCCCCACUGGUUUCUGUUUUGUUCUUAGCUACCGUGAACAGCACCAUCGCAGGCGUGCUUACAUGUGAUGAAGUCCCCUAUUGCAGCGGCAUCGUCGGGCGACGUCAAUCUUAAUUAAGGAUUUUUUUCAUUAUUAUUUUUAAAUACGUCAGUGUUUCAUCUCAACACCAGUAUUGAGAGAAACUGAAGAAGAAGAAGAAGACGGCAGCGAGGUUCCGGAACGUGGCUGCUUGGUGAAACAUCCAUGAGCUCCGAUUUUUCACACUACAGUUUCAGGAUGCCAAAUAUAGGGUUCCAGAACCUGCCCCUUAAUAUCUACAUUGUUGUUUUUGGGACAGCCAUUUUUGUCUUCAUCCUCAGCCUUCUCUUCUGCUGCUACUUAAUAAGGUUACGGCACCAGGCGCACAAAGAACUCUAUGCAUACAAACAAGUUAUUCAGAAGGAAAAGGUGAAAGAGUUAAAUUUGCAUGAGAUAUGCGCGGUGUGCUUGGAGGAGUUCAAACAGAAAGACGAGCUGGGGAUUUGUCCGUGCAAGCACGCCUUUCAUAGGAAAUGCCUCAUCAAGUGGCUGGAGGUGAGGAAAGUGUGCCCGCUGUGCAACAUGCCCGUCUUACAGCUUGCCCAGCAGGCUGGCACCACGGAACCUCCUGUGCCAAUCCAGCAGCCUCUGCCCGGUGUCGAAAACCUGGUCUAGUGGACCUGAAGCCAAAAUGAGGGUGACACUAUACAUAUAAGUAUAUACACACACCCAAAUAAAUACAGACGACCAGUCGGCUGUAAAGGUCCAAUUAUUUGUGACUCUGCGGACCCACCUGGUGGGAAAGACGUGCUUAUCUUUACGACAUAAAAAGGGUUUUUCCUCAACUUGCUUGGAUUGAUCAUCAACUGUGGAUUAACUUUUUCUUUUUUCUUUGUUGGACACGGAAAGAACGUUGAUGUGGUUCACAACCAAAGCACUUUUUUUCUGUGGACACCAGCUGAACAGGAGGACGACAGCGAACACAGCAGCCAAGAUCUACAAUACACGAAAUACUCUCUUUUUUUAUUUUAUUGUUUUUUGUUUUGUUUUUAAUUAUUAUUUAAUAAGCACUUUACAAGAAGUCAAAACCUAAUUGCUUGCAAUUGUGGGUAGCAAUGGUAUGUUUUAUAUCAGAUUUUUGACCAUUACUUCCAUGUUCAACUUAAAGCCUCGCAGGUUUUCAUUUUUAAUUGGUAAACUUGGACUAGAAUCACAAGUCUCAAAGGGAAAAAGUAAUAAUUUUGUUAAAUGUCUGCAAGGCUUCAUACAUUUUCAUUUCUUUCCACACAUGCUUCGAGCUCAAAAGAGACUUCAAUCCAUUUAUUUGAAAUGAAAGGAUUACACAUGCCAAACUCCAUAUGAAGUGCCAUCUUAUUAGUCUUUACUUGUAUUAUUAUUAUUAUCCGACUGUUUUAAUUGAUUUGUAUUAUUCUGGCAGUCCAGAAAAGUGUUUCACUAAUAAAUAAACUACCAUGUUUCCUCAUAUAGUGGCUGUGCGCCAGAGGCGGGGGCACUAAUUUCUCAACUGCAGAGUACCGGCCAUCUAUUCGUAGUAAGACAUUUAUUUGUGAAAAUAUAUAUAAAAUAUUAAAAAUAUAUACAGAUAUGAUCAAAUCAUUUUUUUUUUUUUUUCCCACAUAUCGUCGCUAUCGACGGAAUACACUCUGAUUCAAAAUCAGAAUUUUUCAAGAAAUUGGGGGGGUGGGGCAUCUUGCUUGAGUUACCAAACACUGCAUUCUUCAAGUUGGUAUUAUACAUUAUAUUGAUAUCAUAUAUAGUUGCACACGAACAUCAUCACAACACAAUCCUAUUCAAUCACUAAUUGAAUUUGCUUAAAAAAAAUACAAAAUAAAAAAAAAACGCUAACUUCGCUGUUAUUGAUUAAAAUGGUAAGAUAUGUCGCCGGGACCAGCCAUCCACAUCGUCGAACUCUUUUUCAAAUGUUCUAAUUGCCAUUAGUGAAGCAAAAAAAAAAUAUACCAUGAUGAACUGACUAAGAAGUGCAAUAGGCCGAAAUGUAUCUAUACGCAACUUACCUUUGUGGCGGACUCGUUCUCUUCUGUUCCGAAGCAUUACAGCGAUCCAUUUUUAACAAAACAGGCUUACUCAAAUAUAUUUACCCUUACUCUUUUCACUCAUGACCGCCGAGAAAACAUCCAGACUUGACAACUCAAUCUUGAGUUGAUAUAAUGUCGCUCGGCUCCCGCAGACUGAGGGAAGAGGCGAAGUACUACAACACUUCUCAGCCAGUUCAAGUGAGUUAACAGAGUUGUUCUUAAGCUAUUUUCAAAAUUAGUUAAUAAUUUUUCAAAAGGGCAGACAACGUGGGCAUAGAUCAUUAAUGUUGAUUUGUGGAAAAAUGUAAAAUUGACCAUUGUGACGCUCCAUAGCGACGAUAUACAUAAUUGUCUGAGAUGUGAUGUUAAUUUAGUCAUAAAUUAGUUGGGGCGUGGCGCCUAUGGGAGCAGAGGCCAUUAUUUGAGGAAAUAUGGUACAUUUUGAUUGAGGACUUUGUAGUGUAAUAACGUCUAAAUGUGAGAUAUUGUUUUAUUUAACUCAUGAAGAAAACAGCUAAUUUUCUUAACUAUAGCAACACGAGUUCACAUACUGUGAAUAUAUAAAGUCAGUGUUAGGGAGUAUCCGCGGCUUCAAAAAAAAAAAAAAAAAUGUUACAAACACGAAUGACACUUAUGGUCAUUCAUUCACCUAAAUGUGUUAAAGAAGCACUAAAAAUGCAUUGGAAGCUGCCAUUUCAUGUGUAUUUUUGUUUUAUUUUUUUUUAACGAAACUGACGAGGUCCAUGAGGACUCAUGUACCUCUCUCCCUACUAAGGGAGUUGCCUCCUGCUAGAGUCAGUGCUCACUGGAUGUAAUGAAGCAGCAUUUCCAUUCACACACACACGAUGCAUCAUUCUCGAGCUUUCGCUUCACUCUCUUUCUGUUUGAUACUUUUUUUGUUUUGUUUGGACCACUGAGCCCUGCUUUUUGUUGUGGUUUUUGUGUCCCCGGUUGUAAGCUGCUCCCGUGAAAAGUGCUGAUCACUUUAGUGAGCACCAGUUUAAAAAAAAAAAAAAAAGGGAAAGGCACAAUCAUUAAAAUCCCAAAAGGUGAAAAGCAAACCCUAACCCAUUUUAAAAUAAAUAAAUGUACUUGAAUUAAAUAUUGUGAGAUUAUAAUUAAAAUGUGAAGCAGGAUUACCAUUCAACUUGAAUUACAAAAUGCCAUAAUUCACCUGGUUUAAUUUCUCUGUGAUUUGCUUAUUGUGGAAUUGAACUGGGAAAAUGACUGAUUGUGCCUUUAACAAUCCAAACAAACAGUCAGGGCUGCCCAGGUUACACACACACGACAACACGCUUACACAUAUUAUAAUGUGUUGUUAUAUGCAAGGUGGCAUCUCACAACUUUGUCGCACACAUAACAACAUUGGGAACAAGUAUUUCUCUACAUUAGCCUUUUUCAGAACAAAAAAAUGCAUCUAUUAGUUUCUUCACUGUAGUUUAGGAUAAGGUUUCCCUUGUGAACAUGAAUCAAAAAUUCAUUUGCCGAGAAAUUGUGUGCCUGAUUGAUGAUCAAUAGAAUGGCUUCCAACAUUUUAUUUGGACCCCUAAAAAUGUCCCCGUAGCCCAUUUUGGCCACCGAACCACAGUUUGGGAAACCCUGACUUGAGAGAACAAAAAUGGCAAUAUUGAGAGAACAAAAUAAGCAACAAAUUGGCAGUUUUUGCGAUGGUGUGUGCUUAAUUUUUUUGUUUAAUGUAAAGGCUCCAUCACUCAACAAAUGUUAAAAAAGAAUGCUCCUUCAAAUGUGAUUUAUUGUGACAACGUGUCGUUCACUGCUAACAACACAAGUCUUACGUCUUUGUAUGUAUCCCCCUUGGUUCAAUGUAAACGCAUGCUAACUCUGUGUACUGAUUAUCACCACUGUAACAUGUUCACAUUGUUAGUGUGUUGAUGCCACAAAAUGACCUUUAAACAGGGUACACACAUACCUUUUAUUUUUAUUUUUAUUGUGAGAGACCGCACACACCACAAGGAAAAAAAAAGCGCAUUUAUUUUUUUUUUUUUUCCCCCCUUCUGCUCUGUGGUGUGACGUGUACUAGAGAUGACCAACACAGCUCACCGCACAUAUCUCCACCGAUGAUUGUGAGUCUCCUCCCCCAAACCAGAUGUCUGUUGUAGUACCAAGGCUGACCCGUGAGAGGCAGCAUCGUGCCACAUUGCGUCCACACUGAUGAAAAGUACAAAGAAGGAGAAAUCAAUGAUGCUAGGCUUGACUUCGCUAUCGUAAAUGUUGAACAUGUUUAACAUUUGCGAUAGCCCAGUUAUACUGGCCCAGUUAACAGAAUGUGUGUACCCUGCUUGAAGCGAUCACUUCCUGAUAUUUAUCGGAAACACUACAUAGAUCCUAAUUCCAUUCGAAGUGCCAAAGGAAUUAAAAAAAAAAAAACAGAACAUUUCUGCAUUUUUUUUAAAAAACAAAAGUGAUUGAAGAAAGCAAAGAGAUGAAGCCAUGAAUACUGGAGGUGUGUUACACAUCUUACGCUUAAACUCUGAAUACUUACUGAAGGCAGUCAAAUCAGAGUUUCAUUUGAAUCUUGGUGGAUGCUUUGAGGACAAGUGCACUCGUUAUUUAUUCCUCUGUAGCUUUGUUGUGCCCCUCCCACACAGAAAACAUUGUGAAAAAUAAUAAUUUCCAAUAUAACAAUCUUGACUUUGUUGUUAACAGAUGUUCUGUUUGUGGACUUUCACAGACAUUGUAAAACUAAAAAUUCUGCAGCAGAAUAUUUUUGAAGAUGAUGAUAAUAAUAAUAGCUGUACAGUAUUUGUAAGCUCUAUUUUUGUAUAUUGCUAUUUUGAGGGGAAUGUAAUCUGAUUUGUUUUCAUGUUCAUGUUUUUAUUUGGCUAAUUUCAUGUUUAUUCGUUUUAAAAGAUACACAAUUGCAUGUAACUGAUUUGAACUGUAAUAAAGUUUACAAGAUUUGA
Phyllopteryx taeniolatus (common seadragon) is the source of this 5380-nucleotide messenger RNA. RefSeq names its product ring finger protein 24 (gene rnf24). The coding region runs from base 625 to 1074 and encodes 149 amino acids. Gene Ontology annotation, molecular function: ubiquitin protein ligase activity; zinc ion binding. NCBI's taxonomy places the organism in Eukaryota, Metazoa, Chordata, Actinopteri, Syngnathiformes, Syngnathidae. The transcript is spliced from 6 exons. Gene Ontology annotation, cellular component: endomembrane system. The record is from RefSeq and is a predicted model, not a curated record.